This is a messenger RNA of Ziziphus jujuba (common jujube), 1259 nucleotides long. RefSeq names its product nudix hydrolase 21, chloroplastic. The coding region runs from base 182 to 703 and encodes 173 amino acids. NCBI's taxonomy places the organism in Eukaryota, Viridiplantae, Streptophyta, Magnoliopsida, Rosales, Rhamnaceae. Gene Ontology annotation, molecular function: pyrophosphatase activity. The transcript is spliced from 5 exons. Gene Ontology annotation, cellular component: cytoplasm; nucleus. The record is from RefSeq and is a predicted model, not a curated record.
AUAGUUAGCUGUCUCUUCCAUCAUUACCGAAACAGAAAAUUAGGAUCAUCAUCUUUUUCAAUAAUUUUGUUUACCCAGUAUUCUCUAUUUUGUUGGGUUUUCUUUCUUUUUUUCUUAUUUGUGAUAUUUGUGCUUUAAUUUAGUUGUUUAAAGCUUCAAAAAUAUUUUGUUAAAAACAAAAAUGGUGGCCGUGAUACCUCCUCAAGAAAACAUGGUUGCUUUGGUUUCUCGCACAGGAAGGCAUUUGCAGAGGUACUGCAAAGGUCGUCGACAAGUUGUAGGAUGUAUACCUUAUAAAUACAAUGCUGGAGAAGUAGAAGUUCUUGUCAUUAGCUCACAGAAAGGCAAAGGCAUGCUCUUUCCCAAGGGAGGUUGGGAAAAAGAUGAAUCCAAGGAAGAGGCAGCUAUAAGGGAGACAAUUGAAGAAGCAGGGGUUAAAGGAGUUGUUGAGCGUCAAUUGGGUAAAUGGAGUUUCAAGAGCAAAACGCAUGAUACAUUAUACGAUGGCCACAUGUUUCCUUUGCUUGUUCAAGAACAAUUCGAAUUGUGGCCGGAGAAAAAUUUCCGUAAAAGGGAAUGGAUGAGUGUUGGAGAAGCAAGAGAAGUUUGUCAGCAUGGGUGGAUGAAAGACGCUUUGGAUAGGUUAGUUAAACGUCUUGCAUCUCGACCACAACAUGUUGAAGAAGUAGGCCAUGUUUGUUAAGCUAAAAGGGAAAUAAAGAUGACUUGUAAAUAUAUGGAAAAUUGAGGAACAACAAUUUCCUCUUUUGAGAAACCCAAAAAAAAAAAGGCCCACAUAGAUUAGGAUCCGAACAAAAAAGAAGAGAAGGGAUAAGAAAGAAAUUGGAAUUUCUGAUUCUUGUUUUGGUUUUUGCUAAUGGAAUUCCAAUGCCGGAACUUGUUAGAAACUUUGCAGAUAAGAGUUUGAAAAUGUUUUAAAAACCAAAAAAAAAAAAAAAAAGAUGGAGAACAACAUUUUGUUGGAGAAUAAUAGCAGUUGGAUCCUUAUGGAUUUGAGAAUCAAAGAGGGAGUCCCCGGAAGUGUCAAAAUCAAAGCCGUUGGAAAUUUUGUGGAAAAUGCUGACUUUGAUUGCAUGAUUAGUGAGAGAAAUAAGGACUUCCAAACAAAGCAAUUGAUUUUGACAGGAAUGGCUGUGAUUGUUUCCAACUCUUUUUCUUAUUUUUCGACAUGACUUGUCUUAAUCGGCUAGUUAUUGUAGCUCCAAUUCUAUCUAUAUAAAUAUAUAUAUAUAUAUAUA